AUGAACGCUGCAUACGUCCGACAGGCCUUUCGUUCUUCUACGGCUUCACUGUCGUCGAGAACUAUCGGCCGCUCCUCACGAGAUGCGUUGGCAUCUCACGGCCGGCGAAUAGUAAGCAUACGACAGUACUCUGACGACAAGGCUCCUGCAGCGGAGGUGGACGCAGAGAAGGAGGUAGAGACAGAAAUCACGCCGGAGACUGAGUUGCUCAAAACCAUCAAAGCAAAAGAAGCUGAAACCGCGGACCUAAAAAGUCGGUUACAGUACCUGCAAGCGGAUUUUUUGAACUUGCAACGCAAUGCUGCUCGUGAAAAAGAGCAGCAACGUGAUUUCGCUAUCACCCGCUUUGCUGGUGACCUGCUUGAGACCGUAGAUGUUCUCGCACUCGCCCUCAAGUCCGUACCAGAGGAUGCCUUUGCCCAAGCAGACUCUUCAUCCCCAGACUCAUCCGAUUCAUCGUCCAACUCCAAAUCUGUCCAAACCUACCUGAAGGAGUUGCAUCAAGGCGUCGACAUGACCCAUCGCCUUCUCCUCUCCACACUAUUCAAGUAUCACGUCAAACCAUUUGACCCUACCGGUGACAUGUUUGAUCCUAAUCAACACGAAGCAAUGUAUCAAGCUCCAAUACCCGGAAAGGAACCUGGGACUAUAUUAGAGUGCCAGAAAACCGGGUACAUGAUUAAGGAUCGGUUACUGCGGGCGGCGCAAGUCGGUGUUGUGCAAGAUACAUCAUGA
Suillus fuscotomentosus is the source of this 735-nucleotide messenger RNA. Its product is annotated as GrpE-domain-containing protein. Gene Ontology annotation, cellular component: PAM complex, Tim23 associated import motor. Bases 1 to 735 code for a protein of 244 amino acids. Gene Ontology annotation, biological process: protein import into mitochondrial matrix; protein folding. Gene Ontology annotation, molecular function: protein-folding chaperone binding; adenyl-nucleotide exchange factor activity; protein homodimerization activity. The transcript is spliced from 2 exons. The record is from RefSeq and is a predicted model, not a curated record. NCBI's taxonomy places the organism in Eukaryota, Fungi, Basidiomycota, Agaricomycetes, Boletales, Suillaceae.